Molecule: messenger RNA, 330 nt
Organism: Bombyx mandarina (wild silkworm)
Lineage: Eukaryota; Metazoa; Arthropoda; Insecta; Lepidoptera; Bombycidae
Source: RefSeq, a predicted model, not a curated record
AUGGCGCGAAACAGUAAUUUUCAAAUCACUUACUUGUGUUACAAGCAUACCAAAAACCCAUAUUUUAACAUGGAAAUAACGAUAUUGGAAGAUUUGGAUGUCAAUGCUUCCGACUUCUAUAAUGUAUUGCACGAUGAAAUUGAUAACGAUAUGGCAAAAUUAAAGAAGAGCGUUGAAAUGUUGAAGAACUUAAGACUUACAUCAGCGGAAAUAGAAGUCGAAACUGCAGCAAUGUACCAUGCCGAACUUUUCUUUAACAUAGAACAACUAAAGCAACUCGCCGAUGAAGUCAAAGCACUGGAUGAAAACAAAUCUGAUACUGUGCCAUAA